Molecule: messenger RNA, 732 nt
Organism: Hypoxylon trugodes
Lineage: Eukaryota; Fungi; Ascomycota; Sordariomycetes; Xylariales; Hypoxylaceae
Exons: 1
Coding region: 1-732 (243 amino acids)
Source: RefSeq, a predicted model, not a curated record
AUGCUUCCCCCUGCACCGAACCAGUCUAACAAUGGUGGGAUGUCACCCCGAUCGCGAUCUCAGCAGAUCGCGGAUUACGUUUUUGAAAGACUUUCAGUCAUUGACUACAAUCGAACGUUCCCUACGGAGCUCAUAGAUCUACUCAUCAUGGCCGCAAUGCGGGACGAGUAUAUUGUCAAUCAGAUUGAUCGUGUCUAUCAAGAUUUCCAAAGGCUCUUGCGGCGUCCACAGUGGCGUACUUUAGAACAAUAUACAGUGAGGCCGACGGUACCAUACCUACAACAACAAGGUCCUACGGUGCCUUACGGCGAACCGCCGCAAACAUAUCAGCAACAUCCACAACCUCAACCUCAACCUCAACCUCAACUUCAGCCUCAAUAUCCUAAUCGUCCUUUACCAACUAUGCAACCUAACCUAGUAUUACCCCGUGGUCAGCCGAAUCCUGCGGCGGAUACUCGCGCCGUGGUUUCAUGGUCUCAACCGAAGAAGGAUCCCGAUGAGUCUCCGCGUAAGUCCAAGCGGUCGAGAUUAUCGAGCGAUGCCGACGCGGAAGUGGUCGGGAACCCGCCCGACUCCGGCGCACCCAUUAUGCAGAAUCCAAAGGCUGUCUCACAGCAUGCUAUCUCAACUCCACCUGCACCGGAUCCGACCUUAGUCUAUAGUGAGCCUCCCAACCUCCAAUCCACGGAACAUACCGAUUACAGCAGCGGAUUUCCGGGCUAUUCGACUUGA